AUGAACGCUACCUAUUAUAACAUCACGAACAACGCUAACACUGGCACUGUAUCGUCCACCGCAGUGUGGAAUUACGCGCUUAUCACCCGCAUGACCUUGUUCAUCCUGCAAGUCUCUUUUAAUACGUUCAUGCUGCUCUUCCUCGUCUUGCAGAAAUCCCUGCGCACCGGCUUCAGCGUGUACCUCAUUGGUCUGCUGGCGGCCAAUAUCUUUUACGCUUUCGGGCAGUUUCCCGUGGAAAUUGUGCAGCCACUGUUCGGGGGUUGGUGGAUGUCCAGAGCCGUCUGCAGUUACUACAUAUACCAUGUCUGGGUGUUUGUCAGCGUGUCCAUGCAUAUGCACGUUCUCAUCACCGUGAAUCGCUUGUGGGCGCUGACCUUUCCCUUGUCGUACCGCAACCGGCACACCACCAAACUCGCCUGUCUGCUUUCUGUCGGUAUGGUGGCGUAUGUGCAUAUCGUAUGUUUGCCGUUGUUCCUUCUCGAUGAGCUGUAUUACCGCCUGCCGCCGGAAGGAGAAGCAGGCUGCCAGUUAAAUACGGAUAAACAGCCGUUGUACUCGGCUAUAGAAAACAUCGUGUCGUGUGAUUUGCCUAUCAAAGCCACAACAACAACAACAACAACCGGCACCAACCAAAAGAAGGACGGCGGCGUUCGUCCUUUCCUGAUCUUAACGCUGCUGACGUGCAGUGUGCUGAUAUGCUGGACGCCGAAUCAACUAUACUGGACAAUGAACAGCUUCAUGGACGUCUCUGGUUUAAUCCAGCUGGAAAACAUCGCGUUGCUGCUGUAUCCGCUUCAGGCGAUUUUGGAUCCGAUUGUGUUUGCGCUGUCUUUAAACACCGUUCGCUUGGCUCUUCUACAACUGUGGAAUAAAACUGCCGCUUAUAUUGGACAUCGUGCGUAA
Messenger RNA from Paramacrobiotus metropolitanus, 906 nucleotides. RefSeq lists its product as uncharacterized. NCBI's taxonomy places the organism in Eukaryota, Metazoa, Tardigrada, Eutardigrada, Parachela, Macrobiotidae. The transcript is spliced from 2 exons. The record is from RefSeq and is a predicted model, not a curated record. Gene Ontology annotation, biological process: G protein-coupled receptor signaling pathway. Gene Ontology annotation, cellular component: membrane. Gene Ontology annotation, molecular function: G protein-coupled receptor activity. Bases 1 to 906 code for a protein of 301 amino acids.